AUGCAUUUUGUCCGGAACUGUCCGUUUUCGGAGCACCAGUGCAAACAGUGCAACCGAAUUGGCCACAAGGAAGGCUAUUGCGGCUGUUAUUCCAAACGGCAGACAGUUCCAGGCGGAGGGGAAAAGAAAACAUCGAAUCAGUCACCAUCGAAUCAGCCAUCAAAUCAGCAAACGAAUCAGCCAGCAAAUAGACAAAACAACCCUCGGAAAGUCAACGCUAGAGGAGUAUACAUCGUGAACCACAUUGUGAACCACAUCGCUAACCGUUCCAGUAACCGAAAGUACGUGCCUACUUUGAUCAACGGCGUGGCUACCAGGCUCCAACUGGACACAGCAAGCGAUAUCACGGUAAUAUCAAAGCAAACCUGGAACAACUUGGGUAACCCUUCAAUCAUCAAACCGACGAUCCAAGCAAUCAACGUGUCGGGCAAACCACUUCAUCUGAUGGGUGAGUUCCAGUGCGACGUCAGCAUCAACGGAAAAACUGCUCGAGGCAGAUGUUUCGUCACGACGACUGCCAACCUCAACCUUCUCGGCAUCGACUGGAUUGACCUGUUCAAGCUAUGUUUUCUGUCCAAGCGCCCAGUUCCUUUCAACACCAUUCCAUUGGUCGAUGCUGAACUCACACGGUUACAAUCAUUGGGCAUCCUCGAACCUGUCGAUUUCUCCGAAUGGGCUGCUCCCAUCUUGGCCGUGCGCAAACCUAACGGUCGAGUGCGCAUAUGUGCAGACUACUCGACGGGGCUAAACGAGGCGUUGGAACCAAAUCACUAUCCGCUUCCGACGCCGGAGGAAAUUUUCGCCCAACUCAACGGCAGCACCGUUUUCAGCAUCGUCGAUCUUUCCGAUGCGUAUCUGCAGCUUGAGGUGGAUGACGACUCCAAGAAACUGCUCACAAUCAACACGCAUCGAGGAUUGUUCCGGUUCAAUCGUCUGGCUCCCGGAGUGAAAUCUGCGCCGGGCGUAUUCCAACGUGUGGUGGAUGGAAUGAUAGCAGACAUACCUGGUGUCCGCUCUUUCAUCGAUGAUGUCAUCGUGUUUGGAAAGGACAUCAGCUCACACGCAACGUCACUCAACCUACUCUUCCAGUGGCUCAAAGAGUAUGGUUUCCACGUGAAGGCUGAGAAGUGUCAUUCCUUUCAAUCACAACUCGGCUAUUUGGGGCACAUUGUGGACAAACAAGGCAUUCGUCCAGACCCCGAGAAAGUGAAGGCUAUCGCUGCACUCCCAUCGCCAACCAACGUUUCCGAGCUUCGAUCGUACCUGGGUGCGGUCAACUUCUACGGUAGGUUCGUGCGCAACAUUCACGAAUUGCGGCAUCCAAUGGACCAGCUGUUGAAGAAGGACGUGAAAUGGCAGUGGACACCGGCAUGCCAACAGGCUUUCGACCAGUUCAAAAGGACGCUUCAAUCAAACCUGCUGCUAAUGCUGCCAUUACGACCCUAA
Molecule: messenger RNA, 1446 nt
Organism: Anopheles merus
Lineage: Eukaryota; Metazoa; Arthropoda; Insecta; Diptera; Culicidae
Exons: 2
Coding region: 1-1446 (481 amino acids)
Source: RefSeq, a predicted model, not a curated record